AUGGCCAAUCCCGGCAAUGUGGCCGGCGGCCUGAAAGCUACCUUGACCAAUCCGCAUGUCUCGGACGAUGCUAAGGAAGGCGCCCAGCAUCGAUUGGAUACCGAAGGAUUGAAGGCGGCAGCUGCUCCGACUCAAGAAACCGUUCACGUCAAGGACCCGGAAAAUGUCAAGCGAGGCAUCAAGGCUGCACUCCACAACCCUAGGGUCUCGGAGGGAAAGAAGGAGGAGUUACGCCACAAGCUCGAUGAACAAUUUUAA
Molecule: messenger RNA, 258 nt
Organism: Puccinia triticina
Lineage: Eukaryota; Fungi; Basidiomycota; Pucciniomycetes; Pucciniales; Pucciniaceae
Exons: 3
Coding region: 1-258 (85 amino acids)
Cellular component (GO): cytoplasm
Source: RefSeq, a predicted model, not a curated record